Molecule: messenger RNA, 1467 nt
Organism: Prunus armeniaca (apricot)
Lineage: Eukaryota; Viridiplantae; Streptophyta; Magnoliopsida; Rosales; Rosaceae
Source: the annotation of a GenBank genome assembly
AUGGUUGGGUUCGCGGGAUUCUUUUAUUUCUUGCUCAUAUUCAUUUCUCUGGUUUUGGUUCUUAGAUUCUUGUCCAAAACAUCUCUGCUUCAAAUAUUUAUCAAAUCAUGGCAGUCCUUGAUAGACCGCUUCCACGUGUACCAAUUCUACAAAAUCCCGCAAUUCAACGAGCAUUUCCAAGAAAACCAACUCUACCGCAAGAUCUCCCUCUACCUCAACUCCCUCCCUUCCAUUGAAGACUCCGACUUCACCAACCUCUUCUCCGGCUCCAAGUCCAACGACAUCUUCUUCCAGCACGACGCCAAUCACUCUGUCGUCCACGACACCUUCUUCAGCGCCAAGGUCUCCUGGACCAACCAGAAAUCAUGCCAGCCCGAUGGAAUCAGGUCCUUCGUCUUGAAAAUCAACAAGUCCGACAAACGCAGAGUGUUCCGUCAGUACUUUCAGCAUAUCCUCACCGUCGCCGACGAGGUCGAGCAGCGAAACAAGGAGAUCAAGCUCUACAUGAACCUCUCCACCGAAAAUGAACGGUGGAGAUCGGUUCCCUUCACUCACCCGGCCACCUUCGACACCGUCGUGAUGGACGCCGAGUUGAAGAACAAGGUCCGGUCCGACCUCGAGAACUUCUUGAAAUCCAAGCAGUAUUAUCACAGACUAGGCCGUGUUUGGAAACGGAGUUUUUUACUCUACGGCCCCUCCGGUACAGGAAAAACCAGCUUCAUCGCUGCCAUGGCCAGGUUCUUGAGCUACGACGUGUACGACAUCGACAUGUCCAAGGUCUACGACGAUUCUGAUCUGAAAAUGCUCUUGCUCCAAACGACGUCCAAGUCGCUGAUCGUGGUGGAGGAUCUCGACCGUUUCUUGAUGGAUAAAUCAACGGCUGUGAGCUUGUCGGGGCUGUUGAACUUUAUGGACGGGAUUGUGUCAAGCUGCGGCGAAGAGCGAGUGUUGGUGUUUACGAUGAACGGAAAGGAUCAGGUGGACCAACUGGUUAUGAGGCCGGGUCGGGUCGAUGUCCAUAUCCAAUUUCCCCUCUGCGAUUUUUCAGCUUUUAAGAGCUUGGCCAGUACUUACUUGGGGGUCAAAGAACACAAGCUGUUCCCUCAGGUGGAGGAAAUUUUCCAAAGCGGAGGGAGUUUGAGCCCGGCGGAGAUCGGAGAGAUUAUGAUUUCGAAUCGGAGCUCACCGAGUCGGGCCUUGAAAUCGGUUAUUUCGGCCUUGCAGACCAAUGCGGAGAGUGUUAAGGGAGUGAACAAAGUUGCGCAGGCAUUGACGAAUAGUUCGUCCGGUAGGUCCGUGGACGAGUCGGGUGAACCCGGGGCCGUGUUUUGCAGGGAAAGUGUUCACACGGUGAGGGAGUUCAGGAAAUUAUACGGGCUUUUGAGAUUGGGGAGCAGGAGAAAAGAAGAGCCGUUAGAUUCAAGUUCCGCGGAUAAGGACGGUUCGCUUCACGCCGUGAAAGGGUGA